GUUAUCUGUAUAAUGCGUCUUUGUGACACCGAAGAAAUAACAAACUGCAGUCUAACGAAUGACAACCAAAAUUUAGAAGAAAUUGGAUACAUGAAGACAUGUGACUAAUGUGUGAAAUAAUUCGGUACCUGUUCGGACGUUACACAGUUUUUUCCUGUAAAUUGUCAUCAAUUCUACUAUUUUUCUUCAACCUAGCUUGGCAGUCAAGAGUUCGCUUACCAGUUUUGAUUGUAAGUUUCCAACUUGCUACAGAUAUGAGAAUCCAAGCAGAAAUUGAUUUUGCUUGAAAAUGUAGGAUCAAAAUAAUAACCAGUUUUAGCUAAUAUCUGUGAUCAAAAACAAUGAGUCGUGGUGUAAGGGACUUACGUGACUUAAUUUGUGUGUCUCGUUUGACAGUAAGAGAUAGUGAUGAAGAGUUUAUAUCAGAUGACGAUAAUGUGACCAAUGAUUUUGAUCGUCUGUCCUUAGGCAGUACAGAUUCAUGUGAUAGCCGUAAUGGAUUAGGGAAACGUUUUUCUCCCGAUUCUGGUUGCGUUACUAAUGGAGAAACACCACCUGAAGUGUCCAAUUCAUUAGAAUUACCGUUAUCAACUUCAUUAGAUUUGUCAGUAAGUGACUCGAAACCAAAACGUAAAAGAAAGAAAAGGCAAAAGGCUUUACAUACUGUUCCGUAUAGACAUGAUUUGCCACAAAAACAUAUGCCACUACCACCUUUGCGACCAUCCUCCAGUUUUGAUGUAGAUUCAUCAUCUCAACCAAUUGGUGUCUCAGAAUCUCCUCAGCAAACAAACUUUGACAACAUGAUGUGUUAUAUGGAUGCAACAGUGGUUUCAGCAUGGUUAAGCCGUGCCAAUGAAAGUGUGGAAAAACUUUCAAAUUUCUGUAACAUUGGUGAUAAUUUUGUUCGCUUUGCUCAUUUUUGGUUGUCUGAUUUCCCAGGUGUUGAGAAACAGGAGAUAUUUGAAUUAGAAAAUGGAAUUCUUACUGAAGAACUUUCUUUUGCUUUUACUGUGGGGCGUGAGCAAAGAAAGAUAAAUUACAGAGAUGUACUAGAUUUAUCUAAAGCUGUGUUCAGGGAGUACCCAGGUAGGCUGCUCAGUUCAAAGGGAUCUCACAUAUUUCUAGACUACCUUGGAGUUCUUACUUCUGGUAAAAAAGAAGAAUAUAAGAAAAUGUUGUCUGAUGUAAAGUGUUCAACCAGAAAUAAACAGUAUGCACAGUGGCUACUAGCCAUUCGCUCAUUUGCUAUUGUAAGCUGUUGGUCAGCUAUUGUAAACUUCUACCGUAAUUUAAUAGACCGACUUCACCACAGCAAUCCAAUAUCACACAGCAGUAACCAGGACAAUGAAGACAUUCAUCAUGUGAGACUUUCUCAGGCUAUUAGAUUAGGUUAUGUUGAUGUUGUACAUUAUUAUAAUGUUAGUGGCCAUGUUUCUCUAAAGAGCAUAGAUUCUCAUGACAGGACAACCAUCUUUACUGCUGUAAUGCACAAUCAACCUGAUGUUCUGCAAUACCUUAUAAAUAGGGUGAACCCAAAAAUCAAUGUGAACCAAGCAGCUGAUACAGGAAACAGUCCACUCCAUGCAGCAGCUAACAAUGGCAACACAGAAAUGGUCACAAUACUGGUCAAAAGUCCUGAUAUCAAUGUCAACAUUACAAACCCACAGUGUGAAAAUGCUACUGCAAUACACCUGGCUGUUAUGCAUGGUCACAAGGAUGUAGUUAAGCUGUUAAUUCUGGCAAAUGCAGACCUCAGUUUAAAGAUGGGAGACCUUACCGCUGUGGAUAUAGCUAGAGAUUUUGGACAUAGUGAAUUACUGGAAUUGUUUCAAACUUGACCAUUCUAAUAUGAUAGAAUUACUGGAAUUGUUUCAAACUUGACCAUUCUAAUAUGAUGUAACCGGAAACAGGUCACACUGGUCAAUUUGAAUUGUUACAUAUGUGAUAAUGCUGCAAAAACUUUAAGCAGAUAUACCAAGGUUACUUACUUGGCUCAGACAAUACUAAUGAUUCCCCUUAAGAUGAAGUAUUGGAAAUUAUAACUCAUCCCAAAACAAACUGCAUUUGAAUCAUUUGAAAAUCGAAAUUCUGAGGAGACUUUAAUAGUUUAUCUUUAUAGAAAUAAAUGUUGAGCAUUUCCUCCAUCAUAGUAAUAAAUCCAUUAAAAUCUAAGUUUAAAGGACUUAUAUUACAAUAAAUUUCUACAGAAAGCUUUUUCAAGAUUAGCUGUUAAACAGAUUUAAGCUUAAGAAAAUGUCUAUUAUCUUAUGAAAAAGAAUAAGUGGAUAAUAAGUUAAAUAGUUUACUGUAUUUUAGGUUUUUAUGCAUGCAUUUAUUUUAUUAAAAAUAUUGGACAACUGGUAGUAUAUGAAUUUGAUGCAAAAGCUGUUAAUUUGUAAGAUUUAUGUUAAUUUUAAUUAUUGCUUUAUAUGUGUUCAUCUAUCACAGUUUUACAAGAAGUUUUGCGGCAUUGUUGAAUGUAUUAACCAAGACCAACAAGGUCAGACUUGUUCUUGUACUCAAUUGUGCUUAAGGAGACUCGAGGGUACAAAAAUUCAGCAAAAAUUAAAUCAUUUCUUUUUUCAUUACAAAUUUUAUUUAUUACACUAACUAGUUGUGAUAAGGUACAAAAAUCAACCCAAAAAAUCUAUUCGUUUUGGCCCCAGAUGACUUUAAAAUGUUUUAUUGAAAAGGCUCCAAGUUAUCUCCCUUUGGUGAAUAAAUGCCAUUCUUUUGCAUGUUCAAUUUACUCGUUUAACUCAUUGGUGACCUAUAUUUUUUAUUUUUUUUUCUAUAAAUAAACUUCUUAAACUGAACUUUUGUAAAUUUUAGUGAUUUCUGUAAUUUAGUUCUUUCUUAUUCGAUAUUACCUUUUAUAUUCUCCUAUAAGUUCAACAGGAAAAAAAUGUUUUGCAAAACUUAAUAGUUGGAAUGAAAUUUUACUAGUCUGGGGCAUUGGUCUAGUGAACUAGUAUAGCAGAGUGAAGUUUAUUUGUAGAAACAAAUAGGGAAAUCCUACAUUUAAAAAAAAAGGAUUUAUACCUGCAAGCCUCCUUCAAUUUAUUUUUGGGCCUCAUUUAGUUGGAAAUUCAUUUUUUGGUGAAACUGAUGAAACCAUAGUUUUUCUAUGCAAAAAGGUGAUUAAGAUUGGUUAUUCUUUAUGUGUCAUAUAGAUUAAUUUACCUAUUGCUUGCUUGCUUGCUCCAUUAAGAAAUUUUGCUUGAAGUAGAUAUAUAAUAUUCUAAUUUUGAAAAUAGCUGAACAUUGUUUUGGUGCUUUAAAUUGUUAUGACAUCACUAGUUUAUUCUUCAUAUUGUGUUCUGUUAUUUGUUUGUGUAUAAAGCAUUACGUUGUUUUUGACAUACUCACCUUACUUUUGAUUAAUUUUAUUGGGAAUGGAUUUUGUCUCGCCUUUAAAAAGUCAUGGAAGCUUUUGUUUUUUAUGGCAGUGCUAACAAAUUGUUAAGUUUGUUAUUGUCUAAUUUUUAGGAAAUGGAUGAGACUUGGCACAUCUCAUUUCAUGGAUUUUUUUCCUGGUUCUUUACACUACUCAUGCUACUGAUGGAAGCUUUUGUUAGUUUACAACUUUACAUGUUGAAGUUUAUGAUACAGUCUGGGUAACCAGGGGUUAACCAUGAUUCAAAGAUAAAUAUGGCUUAAUUGGCUUUAAAAAUCUUCAAAUUCCUUAUGUUUUUCAACUAGAUUUAAUUUCAUUGAAGGUUCUCUCAGUUUCAAGGAUUUAAAACUUGAAUGGCAUAACACAAAAUUAUUUUUUAUCCAAGUUAAGAAUUUUAUACAUUAUUCUAAGAGUGAGGGC
This is a messenger RNA of Mytilus trossulus (common blue mussel), 3817 nucleotides long. RefSeq lists its product as uncharacterized. Gene Ontology annotation, molecular function: protein binding. The transcript is spliced from 4 exons. Lineage: Eukaryota; Metazoa; Mollusca; Bivalvia; Mytilida; Mytilidae. Bases 342 to 1838 code for a protein of 498 amino acids. The record is from RefSeq and is a predicted model, not a curated record.